This is a messenger RNA of Malus domestica (apple), 2072 nucleotides long. Its product is annotated as protein SOSEKI 2. The record is from RefSeq and is a predicted model, not a curated record. Lineage: Eukaryota; Viridiplantae; Streptophyta; Magnoliopsida; Rosales; Rosaceae.
CGUAAACUUCUCAACCACCAAGGACGAGAAAUUUAAAUUACGGAGCCAGCCACCGCCCAGCAGAGUAGAAGAAGAAGAAUAUCUGAAUAUAUAACAUGGAUGUUCGUUUCAGAAGACCUACCACCACCAGAGAAUUGAGAGAAAGCAGCACAGACAGAGCCGAAGUUAUGCAGCAGCCACCAAGAGCCAUAAAAAAACUUCAAGUUGUCUACUAUCUCUCAAGAAAUGGCCAUCUCGAGCAUCCUCAUUACAUGGAAAUCACCCACUUGGCCAAUCACCCGCUUCGUUUGAGAGAUGUAAUGGAUCGGCUGACUGCUCUUAGAGGCAAAGGCAUGCCCGCCUUGUACUCUUGGUCUUGCAAAAGGAGCUACAAAAGUGGUUAUGUGUGGAACGAUUUAGCCGAAAACGAUAUAAUUUAUCCAGCAGAAGGAGCUGAGUAUGUACUCAAGGGAUCAGAGCUAGUUGAAGGCUGCUCUGCAGAAAGAUUAGAUCAACUGCAAAUGAGUAGCAACCAACAGAUGAUGCAGCAGCAAGACUCAAACUUUGGGUCCAAAAGGAGAUCUCCACUCGCUCCGACUCGAAGCAGAGGACAUGAUCAUCAUCAUCGAGAAGCAGACAAGUAUCGGGAGGAGGAGGGUCAAGACCAAGACUCUGAGGACGAACAAGAAGAACAAGAACUGGUGGACUAUGAGGAUGAGAAAACAAGCUACACCAGCUCCACCACCCCCCAUUCUCGCUGCUCCAGAGGGGUCUCCACAGACGAACUCGAAGACCCUCCACAAACCCGCAAAAGCCCGACUGUGUCAACUCACCCCGAGUCAUCACCGCCUCCUCCUCCAACUCCAACCCCAUCAGUUAAUAAUAUAGCAUCAAAUCAGCCCAGCCAGCGCACCAAUCUGUCCACAUGGUUCGAGGACGGCGACCCAGUUGUGGUUUCGGAUUCCAAGUCCUCAGCACUGCAGAGCAAGAACUCUGUUUUGCUUCAGCUCAUAGCUUGCGGGAGCUCAGCAGUAUCCAAAGCAAAAAAUGCACCAUGUGUGAGUCUGAAGCAACACACAACAGCGACAGAUCAUGUGAAGAAGAGCAGCGAGAGCUUCCGGAAAGAGGUUGUGUAUAAGGCUGCAGUGAAGGUGGCGGUGGCCGCGGAGGAGGACAUGAUUAAAUGCAUGUCUGAGAAUCCAAGGUUUGGGAAUUUACAGGCAGAGGAGAAAGAGUAUUUUAGUGGGAGUAUUGUGGACGCCAUGAAAGACCAAGAUCGAGUUUUGGCUGAACCUAGGCCUGGGCUUAAAAGAUCAAAUUCCUACAACGAAGAAAGGAGCACCAAGGCUGGGUUUGUUUCAGAAAGUGUAGAAGAAGAGAAGAAAGAGAAAGCAGCGGUGAAAGGGAAGUGCAUUCCUCGUAAACUAUAUUCUUCUGCUGCAUCAAAACAAAGCAAAAAAUGAUUGUUAAGCCUUAUAAUUUGUAUGACCCAACAAAUAUGUAAUUACCAGCACUGGUCAGGGGUUUUACUUUUACUUUGGCUUCCUAUAGUUAUGAAGAAUUAUGGCAACGGUUGGGUGGAAAGUAAAAGCUGUUGGGAAAGGUGAAAUCUUUCCUUCGAAUUAAUUUGAAAACGACGGGUGGUGUGGUUCCCUCUGCGACUCUCCUUAUAUCCAUGGGUUUGUUGCGGUACGUAAUCAGAACAAGAAGUAUGCAUGCAACCGGGUAUACCAUCCUCUUCAUAUAUAAAAAUUAGUACAGAAAGAAUAUUUACUUGUUUCUCCUUUUCGGCCAAAUGGUUGGCCGACGAGGAUAUUUUUGCCCUUCUUGUGAACGUUGCGUAGACGUGCCACCACCAAGCCACAGAUUGGGUUGGAUACUCAUCCUCGGGUAUAGUAAAGUUAAGAUCGCGAUUCUUCUGGGUUAUGAAUGUAAGAUCAAUAUAUAUCUUUUGUGCGUAAUUAGUGUGAGAGCAGGGACCCUAUUGUAUCCUAAAUGGUGGUGUUUGAUAAGAAUACUUCCCAUCAUGUAAUCCUUAUCACCACGAAACCAUAUUAUUCAUAUCUUUAUAGAUAUAUCUACUCAAAUCAGAA